This is a messenger RNA of Rangifer tarandus platyrhynchus (Svalbard reindeer), 411 nucleotides long. The record is from the annotation of a GenBank genome assembly. NCBI's taxonomy places the organism in Eukaryota, Metazoa, Chordata, Mammalia, Artiodactyla, Cervidae.
AUGAACCCGGCUGGGCUUAGGACGUACGACGGGGACCGUGCGAGGCCCGGCCCGCUGCCCUUCGGCGUCGAGUCGUUGCUGGAGGCCGAGCGCUGGCCGGGCUCGGAGCCCGUGCAACCCCUGGAGAGGCUGCGGGGCACCGCGGAACCCCGGACCUGGUUCCCGCCGGCCGCCCCCUCCAGCGCCCCCACGUCCACCCUGCGCCCUCCGGAAACAAAAGAGCAACCGCAAGAAGCGGACGCCUUUCACCACCGCGCAGCUGCUGGCGCUGGAGCGCAGGUUCGGUCAGCAGCAGUACCUGUCCAUCGCGGGGCGCACCGCGUUCUCCAUCAGCCUCAGUCUCUCCGAGACGCAGGUCAAGAUCUGGUUUCAGAACCGGCGGGCCAAGGCCAAGCGACUGCUGGAGGCUGA